CCCCCUCGGCGGCUCCUGCCUAGCGGCGGGCGGAGCCGCAGCCUCCCCCGGCUGCCGCGCAGGGCUCCGCGGCGGGGCCGGCUCUCCGCUCCCCGCCGGGCGCGGGGCCGGGGGGGUUCCGCCUCGGGGCAGCUUCGCCCCCGCUGGCGCCGGGCUUCCCCCUGCCGCUGCCGCGUGUUGCCGGGACCCCCGCGGCAGAGCCCUUCCUCCUCCCUCGCCCCCGUGCCCCGCCUGCCCCGGCCCCAGCGCGUCCUCCCGCCCUGCCCCGGCAGCCUCGGCGCUGGCAGCGGCUCUUCCGGCCCGGCCCGGAGCGCUGCGGGGGGAGCUUGGCCCGGCCCGGCCCGGCCCGGCCCGCGGGCUCCGGGCGCCGCUGCCCUCCCCGCCUGCGCCCUCCGCGCUGCCCCCGCCGCAAGGCUGGGCCCUGGGGCGCUGAUGCUGCACCAUCGCCCUCUCCUCGGUCGCCUUUUAAUCCCACGUGCCUCGUCUCAUGAGGAAGCGGCUUCGCACCCUGCGCUGCCGAGCUCCGGCUCGGCUCCUCAGUGCCCUGCAGCCCCCGCCGUGCCUGCUCGGCUGGUACCGCGCCGGGAGUCACCGCUCGGCGUUUCUUAUUGAGGACAGUCAAGUGUUUUAUUUGUAGUAGUAAACUCAGUCUCUAUUAGAACACUGAAAUUGCUGCGAAAAUGAUGUUUAUGCAGAUUCCGGCUUUUAUGGAAACACCUGUUAGGAAAAGGGCCGAGACAAUUGAGCAGCUGUCAAAAAAUAAUGGGAGCCUCUCCGCAGCAGUCUGCACAAGUGAGGCAGUGUGUGCCCCGCUCGCUUCAACUUGCUCCUUCAGGCAAUUAUCCUGCAGAAUUUAUCCCCGACGGUGGCUGCCCUCGGGCACAGGAUAGUACUCUGAAGUAUGUGUCUCAGAGGAUUUCACUGUGCUGAAUGCUGUUUUGUUCGCUAUGUGAAGAUACAAGCCAUCUAAAAGCCUUUUCCACUUCAGUGCUUUAUAACCCAGCCUCUAUAAAUUUUGGUACAUGGGAAGACAAUCUGGAAACAGCGGUGAAUUGCUUCCCUUGGCUAUGACUUUUAUUUAUUGUUCCUCUUGAAAGAAGGAUUUUAUUAACUUUUAUUUGAAGACAGACUCAAAUUGGUGCUUUCAGCUUGAAGAUCUGAAGGCAGUGGUUCUGCUGACACAAGGGUGGCAGCUCUGAGCCCUAUUCCACCAGCGGCUUCCUAUCCUACCCUGUGCCUUAAACAUGGAAACUGUAGACAUGAAUAGUGUAUCCUUGAAACGUCCUCGCUCUGAGGAAGAUGUGGCCAAUGCAGAUGAAAUUAAAAGGCAGAAGAUCUUGGAGAAGUCUAAGGCAGGGAACGACUCUGGGCAGAGUAUUGAGAAUGUAACAGAGCAACCCGAGGACAGGAAAAGUGAAAUGAUCCCCAAUGAGGAAAGUGAGGAGCAGGAAGAGGAGGAACUAGAGGAUAGUGAUGAAGAUGGAGAUGCAGAGAGCUUUGCAGACAUGAUGAAGCAUGGACUGACAGAAAGCGAUGUUGGCAUAACUAAAUUUGUAAGCUCUCACAAAGGGUUUUCUGGAAUCUUAAAAGAGAGAUACUCAGACUUUGUUGUCCAUGAAAUAGGCAAAGAUGGACGUGUGAGCCAUUUAGAUGACUUUUCUGUUCCAGUGGAUGAUGAGGACCCAUCAGAAGAAACAUUUACAGUUUUGUCAGACGAAGACAAGCAGCGUUUAGAGGAGCUCCAGCUUUUUAAGAAUAAGGAAACUAGUGUUGCCAUAGAGGUAAUUGAAGACACCAAAGAAAAAAGAACCAUCAUCCAUCAAGCUGUGAAGUCCUUGUUUCCAGGACUAGAGACUAAAACAGAAGAUAGAGAUGGAAAGAAAUACAUUAUUGCUUAUCAUGCUGCUGGGAAAAAAGCAUUGGCAAAGGUCAGAACUGCAACAGAUCCAAGAAAGCACUCUUGGCCAAAAUCUAGGGGAAGCUACUGCCAUUUUGUACUGUACAAGGAGAACAAGGACACUAUGGAUGCCAUCAAUGUCCUGUCCAAAUUUUUAAGAGUGAAGCCAAACAUAUUUUCCUACAUGGGAACUAAAGAUAAAAGGGCUAUAACAGUUCAAGAGAUCGCUGUUCUCAGAAUCACUGCACAAAGACUUGCUCAUUUGAAUAAAUGUUUGAUGAACUUCAAAUUAGGAAAUUUCAGUUACAAGAACCAUCCACUGAAACUGGGAGAACUGCAAGGGAACCAUUUCACUGUUGUUCUCAGAAACAUAACAGGAACUGAUGAGCAGAUAGAGCAAGCAAUGCAUUCACUCAGGGAAAUUGGAUUCAUUAAUUACUAUGGAAUGCAAAGAUUUGGAACCACAGCUGUUCCUACUUAUCAAAUUGGCAGAGCUAUUCUACAGAACAACUGGAAUGAAGUAAUGGAUUUGAUAUUAAAACCACGACCAGGAGCUGAAAAGGGAUACUUAGUCAAAUGCAGAGAAGAAUGGGCAAAGACUAAAGAUCCAGCAGCAGCCCUCAAGAAACUACCUGUAAAAAGGUGCGUGGAAGGACAGCUUCUACGUGGACUCUUAAAGUAUGGAAUGAAGAACAUAAUCUCUGCAUUUGGCAUAAUACCAAGAAAUAAUCGUUUAAUGUAUAUUCAUAGCUACCAGAGUUAUGUGUGGAAUAAUAUGGUGAGCAAGAGAAUAGAAGAAUAUGGCCUUAGAGCUGUACCAGGAGAUCUCAUACUUAAAGGAGCCACAGCUGUUCACAUUGAAGAAGGAGAUGUUGAUAACUACACUAUCCACGAUGUAGUGAUGCCAUUGCCUGGAUUUGAUGUUAUUUAUCCAAAGCAUAAAAUUGGUGAGGCCUACAAGGAGAUGCUGGUAGCUGACAACCUUGAUAUCAACAACAUGAGGCAUAAAAUCAGAGAUUACUCACUUUCUGGAGCAUACAGAAAAAUUAUCAUUCGGCCUCAGAAUGUCAAUUGGGAAGUUGUUGCAUAUGAUGAUCCUAAAAUCCCAUUAUUUACUACGGAUCUGGAUAAACUGGAAGGAAAACCAUUACCAGUUCUCCCUACAGAUGGCAAAUUCAGGGCAUUAAAGAUGGAGUUCUCCCUUCCCCCAUCCACUUAUGCUACCAUGGCGAUUCGAGAAGUUUUGAAAAUGGACACAAGCAUAAAAAACCAGACACAACUGAAUACUACCUGGUUGCGCUGAAUGAACUGCAGAAUGACUUAAUUUUAACAAAGUGUUUUCUUAUUUACAUGUUCUGUACAAAUCUUUAAAGAGUCACAGUAAGAGAUUUGUAUUUUUUUAAGUUUUUUUAGUGCUAGCAUUUAACUUCAGUAGUCCUUUGCAAGAUGGUGACUGUAAUAUAAUACAGAUUUUAGUGACUGGUGCUUUUUACUGAAUGAGUAAGUUACUUGAGCUGUAACAUGGGUGCGUCUUUAGAAUUGUGCUUAUAAUGGCAUGGGACCUGGAAGAAUGUUUAGCUUGCCUUCUUUGGGCAAGCACUGAAUGUUUUCACGAGUUCAGCCACCCUUGAACUCUUUUCAAAUACAAUGAACUACAUGAGGAAAGAUGAAUUACAACAAAAUUAAGAUACUGAUGAACAUAUGUAUGGCUGCAGUCUUGCUGGUAGCAUUUGCACUGAUGCGGUAGCAGAUUCUGUUAGCAAGGCUUUUGUGUGCUGUAAAGCUGUACAGCUCUUUAAAUAUUUCCACUUUUCAUUAAGAAAAUACUCGUAUUUUCCAGCUACUAAAUACCUGUACCAAAGAACAGGUACUUAGAAUAAACUAACCUGAAACUCUGA
Messenger RNA from Motacilla alba alba, 3795 nucleotides. RefSeq names its product pseudouridine synthase 7 (gene PUS7). The record is from RefSeq and is a predicted model, not a curated record. The transcript has 19 exons. Gene Ontology annotation, biological process: pseudouridine synthesis. Gene Ontology annotation, molecular function: RNA binding; pseudouridine synthase activity. Gene Ontology annotation, cellular component: nucleus. NCBI's taxonomy places the organism in Eukaryota, Metazoa, Chordata, Aves, Passeriformes, Motacillidae. The coding region runs from base 1245 to 3200 and encodes 651 amino acids.